AUGGGCAUAAUAUCACAGUUAAUUUCAGGAUUAAACCUGCCGUUGCCACACCCUCCUUCUACUUGCUCAAGCUCCAACAACAACGGCAAAAAUAAUACUAUUUUGUGUGUGGUGAAGGGGAGGACUCUCACGACGUCGUUUUUCAAUGGUGGAGUUGAAGCGCUAAAAGUUACUAGGAUAAGGACCCGUCAAUCCAGUUGGUCCCAUUAUUAUAGACAAGGUGGAGGUGCUCUUGGCACUCGUAUGAACCUUUUUGAUCGGUUUGCUAGAGUUGUGAAGUCAUAUGCAAAUGCAGUCUUAAGUUCCUUUGAAGACCCUGAGAAAAUUCUAGAGCAGACAGUACUUGAAAUGAAUGACGACUUAACAAAGAUGCGUCAGGCCACAGCACAAGUUUUGGCUUCUCAAAAACGAUUGGAAAAUAAAUAUAAUGCCGCACAACAAGCUUCUGAAGAAUGGUACCACAAAGCACAACUUGCUCUUCAAAAGGGAGAGGAAGACCUUGCACGUGAAGCUCUUAAGAGGCGUAAAACAUAUGCUGAUAAUGCUAAUUCUUUCAAAGCUCAACUCGAUCAACAGAAAGAUGUUGUUGAGAAUCUCAUCUCUAAUACUAGGCUUUUGGAGAGCAAGAUACAGGAGGCAAAAUCAAAGAAAGAUACUCUGAAAGCACGUGCUCAGUCUGCAAAGUUGACUGCAACCAAAGUGAAUGAAAUGUUGGGAAAUGUUAACACAAGUAAUGCACUUUCAGCUUUUGAAAAAAUGGAAGAGAAAGUAUUGGCAAUGGAAUCAGAAGCAGAAGCUCUUGGCCAGUUAACUACAAAUGAGCUUGAUGGAAAGUUUGCAUUGCUUGAAGGCUCAUCAGUUGAUGACGACCUUGAGAAUCUGAAGAAGGAACUAGCUGGAAGCUCGAAGAACACUUAUUUCUUUGAUCCUCUGAAGCAGAAAGGAGAACUUCCGCCUGGAAGAACAGUUGUCACCAGCUCAAACAAUCCAUUCCGAGAUCCUGACGUCGAGAUGGAGCUCAAUGAAGAUGGACGAUUUUCUGAUGUGGCCGCAGAUGCCACCUUUGCCACAGCGCGAGGUGUGACCAUCGGGCCAAUGGUUCACCUGGCAGCACAAGCGCUGAAUGGUUCUUGGCAGCAGCUGUAUCGUGUUCAGGCAACAAGGGUGUUGCCGGAGGAAUUUGCAAGUUCAAAUCAUUUGGAGACGUACUCUUCAGUUUAUGAGAAGGCAAAGAGCAACAUGGCUUGUUGGCUUGGACGGCUGGCAUCAGGACCCAGCCCCAAAGGCCCUGGUCACUAG
Dovyalis caffra is the source of this 1299-nucleotide messenger RNA. The record is from the annotation of a GenBank genome assembly. Lineage: Eukaryota; Viridiplantae; Streptophyta; Magnoliopsida; Malpighiales; Salicaceae.